GGGGCGACGGGACGGGGCGGGGCGGUACCGUGCUGUGCCGGCAGCGCUAACCUCCGCCCUCUUUCCCCACCUUCUGGUGGUGCACGCAGGGACUGCGGCUAUGUCGAGCCUGGUGGCGGCCACGUGCGACGGACAGGGCCCGCAGCCCGCCGAGAAGAAGCCGCUGAAGCCCUGCUGCGCCUGCCCGGAGACCAAAGCGGCGCGGGACACCUGUAUCAUUGAAAAAGGGGAGGAGAAUUGUGGGCCUCUUAUUGAGGCCCAUAAGGAAUGCAUGAGAGCACUGGGAUUUAAAGUAUAAGCAAGAUGAAUAAUGGAGCUAUGCGUGUGGUGACUUGCUGUGGGGUGACUGAUUUUUCCAGGGAAUUGAAGGAUAUCAAGUUAUUUCUGCAGGCUACUUCAAGGGACAACCUUAAUAAUGAGAGCUAUUUAUAUAUAGAGAGAGAUAUAUAUAUAUA
Gavialis gangeticus (Gharial) is the source of this 455-nucleotide messenger RNA. RefSeq names its product cytochrome c oxidase copper chaperone. Gene Ontology annotation, biological process: mitochondrial respiratory chain complex IV assembly. Gene Ontology annotation, molecular function: copper ion binding; copper chaperone activity. NCBI's taxonomy places the organism in Eukaryota, Metazoa, Chordata, Crocodylia, Gavialidae. Gene Ontology annotation, cellular component: mitochondrial intermembrane space. The transcript is spliced from 3 exons. Bases 101 to 298 code for a protein of 65 amino acids. The record is from RefSeq and is a predicted model, not a curated record.